CCACAGAUCGGCAAUCCCACAUAUACUAUCGUGACGCCACACGACCAUAUACUCUUUCUUUUCGCUGGAAUCAGCGUGUUGAACAUGUCGCAUACAACCGAACGGAGAAACGAUGACCAGUGGCCAGGAGAUUCCAAAAAUGGUCCAAGUGAAAGUGAGCAGCCGACUUAUGAUGGACCACCCGGAAUGGAUCCGGAUGGCAUCAUUGAAUCCAAUUGGGAUGUCGUUGUUGAAAACUUCGACGAAAUGAAUCUGAAAGAGGAACUUUUACGUGGAAUUUAUGCUUACGGUUUUGAAAAACCAUCUGCAAUUCAACAGCGUGCCAUCCUACCUUGCAUAAGGGGGCUUGAUGUAAUUGCUCAGGCGCAAUCAGGCACUGGAAAAACUGCAACAUUUUCAAUAUCAAUUCUUCAACAAAUCGACACUAGUAUUAAAGAGUGCCAGGCCUUGAUUCUUGCACCAACCCGAGAAUUAGCCCAACAAAUCCAAAAAGUUGUUAUCGCUUUAGGGGAUUUUAUGCAUGCGGAAUGUCAUGCAUGCAUCGGUGGCACCAAUGUACGUGAAGAUAUGCGAAAACUGGAUCAGGGAGUUCACGUGGUUGUCGGUACUCCUGGAAGAGUUUAUGAUAUGAUAAGUCGACGAGCUCUUCGAGCCAGUAGCAUUAAACUGUUCGUGUUAGACGAAGCCGACGAAAUGCUUUCAAGAGGCUUUAAGGAUCAGAUACAUGAUGUUUUCAAAUUAUUACCCAAUGAAGUACAGGUUAUAUUAUUGUCUGCGACAAUGCCAUCUGACGUUUUAGAUGUGUCAAAGUGUUUUAUGCGAAAUCCUAUUCGUAUUUUGGUUAAAAAAGAAGAACUCACGUUAGAGGGUAUUAAGCAAUUUUUUGUUUAUGUUGAACGCGAGGAUUGGAAGCUGGAAACCCUCUGCGACUUGUACGACACACUGAGCAUUACGCAAGCCGUAAUUUUCUGCAACACGCGGCGUAAAGUCGACUGGUUAACAGAAAGUAUGCAUAAACGUGACUUUACUGUUUCGGCUAUGCAUGGAGAUAUGGAACAAAAAGAACGUGAUCUUAUUAUGAGACAGUUCCGAACUGGAUCGUCGCGAGUUUUAAUUACUACUGAUCUUUUGGCGCGUGGUAUUGAUGUGCAACAAGUUUCUCUCGUAAUUAAUUAUGAUUUACCUUCAAACCGAGAAAAUUACAUUCACAGAAUUGGACGUGGUGGUCGAUUUGGUCGCAAAGGUGUGGCCAUUAAUUUUGUAACUGAAGAGGACAAAAGAACUUUAAAAGAUAUUGAACAGUUCUACAAUACACAUAUUGAUGAGAUGCCAAUGAAUGUCGCCGAUUUGAUUUAAAUCCGACUAUUGGCUAUAAAACAUUAUACUAAACAAAAUAAUAAAAAGAAGUUUUCGACGGUCCAGAAGUGGGCAACAUAUUUUUGGAAAUAAAGACCGAUUUCCUCAUUCAAAAUCGAAGUUUUGAAUAAAUCGAUUACCUCUCUAAACUCCUACUUUUUGUAGGCUUUAAUGUACACAUAUACUUUUUUCUUUCUCUUCUCUUUUUUUAUACUUUUACAUUAGUCUUAUUGGUAAUAAGAGAUGAUUGGAUCUUAUAAUAUUGUUUUAUCUUUGUCAAAAAAAAAAAAUAUUUUGCAAGUAUUCUUUAUUGCAUAUUCAUCAGUUUUUGUGCAUUUCUCUCGAUGCUGGAUAUUAAAUUGAGAUGUUACAUUGUGAGAACUUUUGUAUUGUAUCUUUACAAAAUGAUUAAAAAUAUUGCGAUAUAUAAUAUUCUAUUGUCGUCAUUAAUCGUAAACUUGCAAAAGUAGUAGUAGUAGUUUUCGAAAAUUUGAGCAAAUUAAUCAUAAAAGUGUUUCUCAAAUUUCUAAACUAGGUUUUCAAUGCUAUUAACACAAGUUCCUUUUCUUAAAGGUUUUUUUUUUUUUUUUUUUUUAAGAUGUGCUACUUCAAAAUUCUCGAAUUUCCGAAAACUAAGAUAUUAAAAAAAUGGCUAGAACUUUUGUAAAUAUAUAAAAAUGGACCAUGAAAAAUGGACCAUUGUCUAUUAUAUAUUUGUAUAUCAUAUAAAAAUUAAUAUGGAAGUGAACAUAUAUAAGCAGAAUAUAUACACAAAUAAAUGUGAAUGUCCUUUAUACUCUUGUAUUGUCAAUAUUAAGUAAAUUUAUAUAUAGAGCGAG
Pseudomyrmex gracilis is the source of this 2195-nucleotide messenger RNA. It is a transcript of the gene eIF4A, whose product is annotated as eukaryotic initiation factor 4A-I. Bases 85 to 1356 code for a protein of 423 amino acids. NCBI's taxonomy places the organism in Eukaryota, Metazoa, Arthropoda, Insecta, Hymenoptera, Formicidae. The transcript is spliced from 8 exons. The record is from RefSeq and is a predicted model, not a curated record. Gene Ontology annotation, molecular function: RNA helicase activity; ATP binding; RNA binding.